UUAAUAAAAUUUUAAAAAAGUGCAGAACACUAAAAAAUUACAAAUAUUCUCUUCUCCCUCUAGCUUUUACCUUAUUUAAUUUUUUUAAAAUUUUAUUAUUUUUUUCCUGUGUUGAACAGGCAGAGAGGAGAUGAUUCAUGAUUUUGGUGUCUCUAGCCAUUUAGAUCUCAUCACUGAUUUUUAUACCAUUCUUUGUUGUAUUGCACAGAUAAACUUCAACCCGAUAGCAUUGGACUCUCCCUGAAAUGGUUCUUUCUCUCUCUCUCUUUCUCUCGCUUGUGAGCUUUCUCUGAAUCCUCUCAGCUUCAACCAACCAAAACUGGUUGAUCUGAUUGGUUAGUACUCCAGAUUGGUUUUGCUUUUACUCAGUUGUGGUCAAUUCUCUGCAUUUGAGACACUGAAGGUUGAUUGGGAGUCGUAAUUCUUCUGCACAGCUGAAUUGUAUGAAUUGUUGAUUUAUAAUUAGGAUUGCAAUUCAUGUGCCUGGUACUUAGUAUGAUGCUAGCUGUGUAGUGAACUUAAGUCCUGUUCUUGGACUUGGGAUAGUGUGAGUGCUGAUUGGGAUGAUUCUCUGUGAAAGAUCUCCCAGAAGUUUCUAUCAAUGCUUGUAGGAAUUGUGCGGAUUCAUGGUAACAUAUAUAGAAGCUUAUAUGUUACGAUAGGUUAUGGUUUUCACAGUUCUUCGAGAGGUAGGUUGACGUUAGUUAUUUAGUGGAUUCUGAAACAAUUUGGACAUGAGAAGCCGCUGGUUUACUAAACCAUCUGUCAUUUUCGGCCCUAGACCACCACAUAGUUGGUUGUUGUUGUGCCUCAUUUGUGUGCUUGUGCUGAUCGCUAUCUUAGGAUCCACUUCUUCGAGUGCAUUUGAUUCUGUAACUAACACUCCACUACCUGACAUUUAUUCCAACUAUAGAAGGUUAAAGGAGCAAGCAGCAGUUGAUUAUUUGGAGUUGAGAACCCUCUCAUCAGGAGCUAGUAGGCAAAAAGAGCUGGGAUUUUGUGGCAGAGAAAGAGAAAAUUAUGUGCCUUGUUACAAUGUCACAGCAAAUUUGUUGGCUGGGUUUAAAAAUGGAGAGGAGCUUGAUAGGCAUUGUGAAAUGUCAAGACCAAGAGAACGGUGUUUGCUUCGCCCUCCUAAGGACUAUAAGAUCCCCUUAAGGUGGCCAGCUGGUAGAGAUGUGAUAUGGAGUAAUAAUGUGAAGCUUACCAAGGAUCAUUUUCUUUCAUCUGGAAGCAUGACCAAAAGGUUGAUGUUAUUGGAAGAGAAUCAAAUUGCUUUUCACUCAGAAGACGGGUUGAUUUUUGAUGGUGUCAAAGACUAUUCUCGCCAGAUUGCAGAGAUGAUUGGUUUAGGAAGUGACUCUGAAUUUCUUCAAGCUGGUGUGCAAACUGUACUAGACAUUGGUUGUGGAUUUGGUAGCUUUGGAGCUCAUUUAGUGUCACUGAAGUUAAUGGCUGUUUGUAUUGCGGCAUAUGAAGCAACUGGGAGUCAAGUUCAGCUGGCCCUUGAGAGAGGUCUUCCAGCAAUUAUUGGCAAUUUCAUCUCACGUCAACUUCCAUAUCCAUCAUUAUCGUUUGACAUGGUUCAUUGUGCUCAAUGUGGCAUUAAUUGGGAUGAAAAAGAUGGUAUCUUCCUCAUUGAAGUUGAUCGAGUUCUCAAACCUGGAGGUUACUUUGUUUUAACCUUGCCAAUGAGCAAGCCACAUGGAAGAUCAUCGAACUCAAAGAGGAGAAACACAGUGACACUAAAAGAAGAGUUAACUGAAAAAAUAUGUUGGACUCUUCUAGCUCAGCAGGAAGAGACUUUCAUUUGGCAAAAAACCAUAGAUGUCCAUUGCUAUAGAUCUCGUAAGCAGGAUACUCCACCACUGUGCAGUGAUGGGCCUGAUACUUCUCCAUAUUAUCACCCCCUUGUGGGAUGUAUAACUGGGACGCCCAGCAAACGCUGGAUUCCCAUUCAGAACAAGUCUUCGGGUUCCCAAUUAAGCUCAGCCAAGCUUCAAGUUCAUGGAGUUCAGCCUGAAGAUUUCUUUGAAGACUUGCAGUUUUGGGGAUCAGCUCUAAGAAACUAUUGGUCUUUGCUUACACCCUUAAUUUUCUCUGAUCAUCCUAAGAGGCCAGGUGAUGAAGAUCCAUUACCUCCCUAUAACAUGAUACGUAAUGUGAUGGACAUGAAUGCUCACUAUGGGGGUUUAAAUGCUGCAUUUCUGGAGCAAAAGAAAUCAGUGUGGGUAAUGAAUGUUGUGCCUGUUUGGGCUCGUAACACACUUCCUCUGAUACUGGACCGAGGUUUUGCUGGUGUUUUGCAUGAUUGGUGCGAGCCCUUCCCUACAUACCCCCGUACAUAUGACAUGCUUCAUGCAAAUGGGCUUCUCUCAAAUCUCAGUUCAGAUAGGUGCAGCAUGAUGGACCUGCUUUUAGAGAUGGAUCGAAUUCUACGCCCCGAGGGAUGGAUUGUUCUUUCUGAUAAAUUGGGAGCUAUUGAGAUGGCUCGGGCACUGGCCACACAGAUACACUGGGAAGCUAGGGUGAUUGACUUGCAGAAUGGCAGUGACCAGCGGCUACUUGUUUGCCAAAAACCAUUUGUGAGAAAAUGAUUGAGUUAGCAUCAGGGGUCUCACCAAUCACCAAAGUGUACAAUCUUUCUUUUAAGCUCUGCUUCACUAUGCGGCCUCGACCAUGAAAAUCCAGGGAAGCUGUAGAAUAGAAUGGAUGCUGGCUGCACAAGUAGCUGGGAAGCAUGCAAUUUUUGUCAAAGCAUUUGUGGUUAUUCAUUCAUCAUAUUUUUAAAACAAAAUUCUUGUGAGUGUUAUUUUUCUUCCCUUGAAACUUUACUAAAUAUUGGACAUAAUGACUCUGUAUUGAUCAAUCACACUACCUGUCGAGGGGGAAAUGCCAGACGAUGAAAUGAUAGUUACACUCGAUAUUCUCUCUCGGGUUGGACUUGGAUUCAGGAUUUGAAUCUCUCUCUACAUAUAAUUUUUUGUAGUUGGAGGAGGCUAGAAGCCUAAAGGGUUUAUCAAAUUUUAUAGUUUCAGUUUAGAAGGUUAGAGUGAAUAUGUUUAGAGUGAAAAAUUCUGUAUCUGAACUCAGUAUUUUCUUCUAUGCUUUUAUUUCUUAUAUAGUGAAAUUAAUUGACAUUGUUUAA
This is a messenger RNA of Manihot esculenta (cassava), 3148 nucleotides long. Its product is annotated as probable methyltransferase PMT4. The record is from RefSeq and is a predicted model, not a curated record. NCBI's taxonomy places the organism in Eukaryota, Viridiplantae, Streptophyta, Magnoliopsida, Malpighiales, Euphorbiaceae. The transcript has 10 exons. Gene Ontology annotation, molecular function: methyltransferase activity. Bases 735 to 2597 code for a protein of 620 amino acids. Gene Ontology annotation, cellular component: cytoplasm.